Molecule: messenger RNA, 1696 nt
Organism: Orbicella faveolata
Lineage: Eukaryota; Metazoa; Cnidaria; Anthozoa; Scleractinia; Merulinidae
Product: isocitrate dehydrogenase [NAD] subunit beta, mitochondrial-like
Biological process (GO): isocitrate metabolic process; tricarboxylic acid cycle
Cellular component (GO): mitochondrion
Molecular function (GO): oxidoreductase activity, acting on the CH-OH group of donors, NAD or NADP as acceptor; magnesium ion binding; NAD binding
Source: RefSeq, a predicted model, not a curated record
ACACUGGAAUUCUACGGCACUGAACUUACAAAAUGGCGGCCAUUAAGGUUUCACCAUCCCUCGGCCGGUUUUCGUUGUUGAAGCAAAGUUUUCAGCUUUUGCCAGCUACCUUUGGAAAGUCCAGAUCAUUUGGCAUUGCCUCAAAGAGUGAGGCACUAGCACAGUCUAAAGGGAAAUACUUGGUAACACUUAUUCCAGGAGAUGGAGUUGGACCCGAGCUUGUCCACAGUGUGAAAAGAGUCUUCAGUGCUGCUGGAGCACCUGUUGACUGGGAUGAAAUUCCAAUUAGUGAUAUGAGCUAUGGCAGCAGAUAUACCCUGGAUGAUGUAGUACAAUCAAUGAAGAAAACUGGUGUAGGGUUGAAAGGGGCAUUGACUACACCAUCAAGCAUCACCAGUCAAGAUCACUUGUCUCUCAAUCAAAAAAUGAAAACUGAACUUGACUUGUUCGCAAAUGUUGUUCACUGCAAAAGCCUCCCAGGUUUUAGUACCAGGCAUAGCAAUGUAGAUAUGAUAAUCAUCAGAGAACAAACAGAAGGUGAAUAUACCAGUCUGGAGCAUGAGAGUGUACCAGGAGUUGUAGAAAUGAUUAAGGUUAUUACCAAGAAGAAAUCAGAGAGAAUUGCCAAGUUUGCAUUUGAUUAUGCAACCAAGCACAAAAGACAGAAAGUCACUGCUGUUCACAAGGCAAACAUCAUGAAGCAAGGUGAUGGGCUGUUUUUAAAAACCUGUGAACAAGUUUCUGAACUCUACCCAAAGAUCAAGUUUGAAGGAAUGAUAGUGGACAACACCUGUAUGCAGCUUGUUGCCAAACCACACCAGUUUGAUGUGAUGGUGCUACCAAACUUGUAUGGCAGUAUUGUGGACAAUGUUGGAGCAGCCUUAGUUGGUGGAGCUGGUGUUGUGCCUGGAAAAAGUCUCGGAAGCAACUUUGCCAUAUUUGAGCCAGGAGCUCGCCAUACAUACGCUCAGAUGGCUGGGAGAAAUGUUGCUAACCCCACUGCAAUGAUUCUAGCUGGUGUUGACAUGUUGGAACAUAUGAAUCUUGGAUUUUAUGCUAACAUGAUCAAAGAAGCUCUGGAGAAAACAAUAUCUGAGGGAAAGUUCUUAACGAUGGACAUGGGUGGCAGUACAAGUACCACAGACUUUGUUCAGGCUCUCAUUCGAAAUCUGUACUCAUAGAAAAUGUUGCAACAGUGAAAAAUCUGUUGGCAUAUACUCAAAUUGAGCUGAUUACAAUAUAUCUUGAUCAAACUAGUGAAGUUGCAGUCUAGCUAACUGCAAGAAAUUAAGACUAUGCACAGAUGCUUUGUAAAAAUGUUCAGGAAAAUGUAAAGCUUUCAGUUGUUAAUUUUUGAGCUUCAUUGUAAAUAUUUAAAAAUGUAUUAUGCAGUUACAUGUACAAUAUUAUAAAGCAAUAAAAGUCAAUUUAGUUUAAAAACUGGUUGUGCGAGCUUUUGUCUUUUAAGCUGACUUUAAUCAUUUAACUGAGAAAUAAUUAUUGCAUACUGAUGACUGGUUGUUGCUUGGAUACAAAUAAUUCGUAACCAAGGAACAACUUAUCAAAUACACUAGCUGAAUUUCUGUAGAACUACAUCUGGGCAGAAGUCUCCAAAGGCUUGAGGAAAUGAUAAUUUCCAGUCAGAAGCUACCGUAAUCUGCCUCUUAUUAGCCCCUCUGUUUACGAGCCUCCCUGG